Molecule: messenger RNA, 471 nt
Organism: Trichoderma citrinoviride
Lineage: Eukaryota; Fungi; Ascomycota; Sordariomycetes; Hypocreales; Hypocreaceae
Product: RmlC-like cupin
Exons: 3
Coding region: 1-471 (156 amino acids)
Source: RefSeq, a predicted model, not a curated record
AUGUCUUGGGCCAUGUCGUCUCUACUCCCCAUCAUCUCAGAGAUCCUGCCCAUGAUUCUGCCUUCCACCACCGAGGUGACCCGCGCAGACCAGCUCACGCCCAUUCUGGACAAUGAGGGGCGUUCCAUCCGAGAUGCCGCCGUCGUCGGUAAGUGUGACAAGAUGUGUGCUUCGGUCCUCCGCAUACCCCCCAAUUCUAGUUCCCCAAUACACCACAACAGCGAGCAAGAUGCCAUCAUCAACGCAGUGUCCGGUACCGGGACGCUCGUCGUCAAGGAAGGCUUCAAGGGCGAAUUGCGACAUCACGAGCUUAAGUCGGGAGACUUUGCAUUCGUGCCGGCCUGGACGGAGCACCAAGUUCGGAACGAUACGGACCAAGAGCUGGUUUGGGUCAUCACUCAGAGCGGCCCCCGUCCAGUGGGAGCCAUCCUCUCUGAAUGGGGUGGUCAGGAGGUCAAGACUAUUGAGUGA